UUUUAAUGGUUAUGCCAAUUGCAAAAAUGUUUCACAAAAUUUUUUGUUCAUGCCUCUUAUUUCUAGUUUUGCAAAAAUUUCUCCCAUCAGAUAUUGAAACUAACUUUCAACAUACAGCAGUUUUUGUGAAAUAUCAAAUAUUAAUUCUGCUUUUUGUGUAUCACAAACAAAAAAAAAAAAACCAGAAAUUUUUUGACCUUUUUGAAUGAGUACUAAAAGCCUGAUUUAUAGACCAUUUUAGACCAUUCUUAAACGGCGAGCAAAUGCAAUAUUAAAUAUGUGACGUCAUCAGGCGAUUCCGAGAUCAGAAAUUGUCAAUAAAUGUAAGAAGAAAUAAUCGUAUGACUAUAUACAUACUUAAAAAGCCCCUGAAUUUUCUGGAAAAAGCAGUAUCUGUAUUUUAUCAAAGGAUACAAAUUUUACAGAAAGGGUUUUGCUUAUGUUUAUUUAUCUCGGGAGAGCAGUUGUAUUAUGAGCUCAUACCACUAAUCAAAAAGGUACAGGGCAGUUUAAUAAAGCUUAAACAGAUUGUAUUAAAAGGUAGAAUUUUGUGGAAAGAAUAUUUUCUAGAACUUAUUUUUACAAUUAAAAAAGGCAAAAAUAAAAAAAUUGCUGAACUUCUAACUUCUGAACUUCUCGUUGUUUUUUGCAACUAAUGUCUUGUCACAAGGUAUUAGUAAGAUUUUAUGCAUUAGACGACUUUCUCUUUUGCCUGCGACUUUUGUAACUUAUUAUUUUCCAAAAAUUAAUACAUGGGCUGCCUUAAUUUCUUGGAAAGUUUCUUCACCCUAAAGUGUUGGUCGACCGCAAAAGUUAAUUUCUGAAAUUUUUUGGCAAUGCAAAGGUUUCUCCCUCCCAGCAAGAAUCUCGUGUCCAGGGCUUGUUAGGUUUUUUGUUCAUAUUUCUCCUCCCCAGCGUACAAAAAACUUAAAAACCUGGGGAUGAGGUUAUUUCUAUCGGAAAAGUUUUUUCCCUUAAAGUAAAUUCCAGCCUUAAAAUUACUCAAUAUCUCUUCAAAAAAUUCCUGCUAAGCCUCAAACCUGUGAAUUUUUCUGUAUCUUUACAAAAAAAACCUUGUGUUGAGCUUAAUUUAUGCGCAUAUUAUAGUUGCCAGAGGGGUGUGUUGUAAGUAUGUGAUCAAAUCCAACAGAGGAAGUACUAUAUGAGAUAAAAAGAGUUUGUUUUUUUAGUAUCACUUGUUCUUUUUCCAGGGACAAAUUAAAAAAAGAUAUUAAAAUUUAUUUCUUCUUGCAUUUAAAACAAGGGUUAGAGUCAGUAAAUUGACCUGUGUCUUUAAAGCAUGGUCAGGGCUUAUCUCGUGAUGGCGUAGCAAGGGCAUGUGAAUUUUUAGAAAACAUUUGGAUCGAAAUAUGCCCGGAAAAAGCGAAACAUUAUCUAACCUGCUGUAUGUACCGACCCCCGGACAAUUCACUUCACUUACACAAGAAGUGGAAAGAAUAUUUUCAAUACACACUUGAGACCGUUAACGAUGCUAGAAGUUAUCAUUAUGGGCGACUUUAACGUUAACUAUAAAAAUGAUUAUUCAGAAUUUAAAGAGCUAAUGGCUGUCCAGGAAUUUAACCAGUUGGUAACAGCGGCUACGAGAACAACAAGAGAAUCAAGCACCCUUAUAGAUUUGAUUUAUACAAACAAUCGCUAAUUCGUUCUAAAAAAGUUAUACGCUUGAGUAUUGGCAAUCAUUAUUGUGUCACUUGCGUUCGAAGACACGUCGUAAUUAUACCAACCACAACCAUAAUGAUUUUUCAAAAGAAUUAAAUAAACAAAAUUGGAAGCAUUUGUACACAUUGGCUGAUGUAAUUAGUGCAUGGAGUUAUUUUAAAAAUAUUUUGUUAACCGUAAUCGAUAAACACGCGCCGCUCAUACAAAAGAGAGUGAAGGGAGGCAAGUGCCCGUGGUUAGGUACGGAGGCUAGGAGACUUAUGUCUCGGAGAGGUACUGUCUUGAGGAAGGCACGAAAAUCAGGCAACAGUGCUAAUUGGGGCCUUUAUAAAAACCUAAAGAACCGAUGCAAUAACAUGAUAAGAAAUGCAAAGAACAGUUUUCACAAAAACAUCCUUAUCAAGAACAAGAAUAAACCAAGAAAAUUUUGGAAAAUUAUUAAAAGCAUUUUUCCAACAAAAGGGAAGUCGGAAAACAAUGGUACAUGUACAUCGGCUGCAAAAAAAACUUAACAAAAGCUGGUAGUUUUUGUUCAUAUUUUUUCACAUGUGCAAAUAAACUUAAAUCUGUUGCACUGCCAAUAAAGGAAUUUAUAUGGGGUGAGCCAAGUGAAGUGAAUGAAAAUACGAAUUCUGUUUUUGCGUUCACUUACGUUUCAAAUGUAUUUGUUGAAAGUCAGCUGAAGAGCUUGCAGCGCAAGAAAGCUACAGGUUAUGACCAAAUACCAUCAGGACUUUUGAAAGACGGAGCCACAGCGUUAUCAAGUCUCUUAUCGUUCAUCAUCAACUUGUCACUAAAAACAGCCACUAUACCAACUGAAUGGAAGUUGGCGAAAGUCAUCCCAGCUUGGAAAAUGGACGAAAUGUGAAACUAUCGACCGAUCUCCAGUAGUAGUAGUGUGUAUCCCCCAUAUUUGUGAGGUUAGCCAUGUAAAAUAUCCACAUCUAGCAAUGAACUUUUUUAAGAAUUUAUAUAUAAAAGCAGGGAUGUGGUUACAAAUUUUAAUCUGGGGGCCUAUGUUGGGUUUCCCCUAUUUAAAAAAUGAAAGUUGAGAAUUUGACAUUUUUUUGCAAGAUAUAUACUUAUUAAUAAAGCCUCUAUUUUAUUGAUCCACUUUUGUAAAUUCAUAUAGCUCAAAAUCAUUUGCAAAAGCAUAUAAAUUUUAUUUUUGAUUUUAAGAUAUAUGAUAGAGUCAUAUAACCUGACUAAUAAAAACUUGAAUAUAGGGUUUGGUGAAAAUAGAAUUGUGGAUAUUUGCUUCACUCGUAACCAACUAAAAAAGACUUUGUAGUGCAGUUUGAUAGUAUAAUGCCACAUAUAAAGUAGAAGUUCAAGUUGAAAAAAGAGUUCUGUCUGGUACUACAAUUUGCUUUAUAUUGUGAGUUGAUUACGUAAAUUUACCUAUUAUUAUAUUCUUGAUUUGUCAGGCUAUGGAAAGCAAAAAUAGAAGAAAUAAAAAUGAUGCUGAAAAAAAUACAAGUGACAUAUAUACUGUUGAUUUUUCAGGCCAUAACUUAAAAUUAGUUCCAAAAACAUUGAACCAAUACAAAAACUGUAAAUCUCUUAAUUUGUCAUGCAAUAACAUUGAAUCCAUUGCUGAAGACACAUUUUCAGAGUGUCUGCACCUUAAGGAAGUAAAACUUUAUGCAAAUCGUUUACACAAUAUACCAUGCAUCCGAAAGUUACCAAAAUUAGAGGAAUUGCAAUUACAGUUCAACAAGAUCACUUUGUGUGGCUCGUAUUUGAAGUAUAGUAAAAAUUUACGAGUAUUGCGUUUGGACAGCAAUAAAAUUUCUCGGAUGAAGACUGAUGAAGUGUGCCCACUUAUCAACUUGAGAUAUAUUGAUGUGAGUAGUAAUAAUCUGAGUAGCAUUGCAUGCCUUAAUGUUUUGACUAAUGUAGAAGAAAUACACUGCACUCAUAAUCAAAUUGCAAAGAUUCUAAACCUUCAUUCUUUAAAGAAGCUCCGUGAAUUUGAUGCCAGUAAUAAUGAGUUGACUGAUAUUUCUGGAUUAAAUUCAUUACCCAACUUGUCAGUUUUAACUCUUGACAGUAAUAAAAUAUCUACACUUGAAUCAGUUGGUUUAUUAAAAUCGUUACAGGAUUUAAGAAUAUCCAAAAAUCAAGUUUGUGGGUUGACUCAUGUUAUCAGACUUUUUCCGAAAUUAGAAAUCCUGGAUAUUUCCCUUAACAAAAUCUCUAAUUUUAAGGAAGUGCAAAGUUUAUUGAAUUUUUCCACUUUAAAAGAGCUGUCUUUAUAUGGAAAUCCUGUGGUUUCUGAUGCCAAAGGCAAACAAAAUAUCAUUACUAUGUUAAAUUCACUCAAUUUGGAAGUAUUUGAUAAAGUUGAUAAUAACAAAACUUCUGCUAAGAAUAAACAAUCAAAUGUGAUGCGACCGUUGACAGCCAGUCAGCUUGUGUCAACCAGAUUAAUCGAAGACCAAAUGAAUAACUCUGAAAUUUGUAUUACCAGUUUUGAAGAUCGUCUGAAGUCACAAUUUGCAGUAGUUCACAGCAUGCUUUCAGACCUUCCUUCAGAAGCAUCAAAUUGUACUUCGCCAAGUCCAUUUGCAUUAAGUAGAAGUUCAAGUGGAAGACUUGUCAGUCAAUGUAGUAGCCGAGCUCGCAUUGAAAGUGCAAAAGCAUUUGCAGCAGAACAUUUUUGAUUCCAUCUUGCUUGGCUGCAGUUUAGUCAAAUUCGGUUAUUUUUUAUCCGUGUAUAUUAUUUAUAGUUUUUAGCUUAUCUUAUUACAAAC
This is a messenger RNA of Hydractinia symbiolongicarpus, 4436 nucleotides long. RefSeq lists its product as uncharacterized. Lineage: Eukaryota; Metazoa; Cnidaria; Hydrozoa; Anthoathecata; Hydractiniidae. Bases 3111 to 4346 code for a protein of 411 amino acids. The transcript is spliced from 3 exons. Gene Ontology annotation, molecular function: protein binding. The record is from RefSeq and is a predicted model, not a curated record.